CAGACGCCGGCCGGGUUAGUCAGCUCUAGCAACACGCUAGGCGGUAGAUUUACAGUGGUCACUAGUGCUAGAGGGAUCGGAGUUUGGUAGCCAUCUAGGAAUUGAACUUCGCGCAAUCGAGCAGGCGAGGCGAUGGCACGGCCGAUCGUCGGAGUGGCGGCUCUGGCGGCCAUGUUCGCCGUGCUCCUGGCGGCGAGCUCCUGCGCUGAGGGGCGCGAUUUCCACGUCGGCGGCCGCGGCGGGUGGGCGCCGGACCCCGCCGAGCCCUUCAACGCCUGGGCGGAGCGCAACCGCUUCCAGGUCAACGACACCCUUGUGUUCAGGUACAACAAGGACGUGGACGCGGUGCUGGUGGUGAGCCAGAGCCACUACGAUGCCUGCAACACCACGGAGCCCAUCCUCCGCCUCGGCGGCGGCGACUCCCGCUUCGUGUUCAACAGCUCCGGGCCCUACUUCUUCAUCAGCGCCGACACGGGCCGGUGCAAGGCCGGCGAGCGCCUCAUCGUCGUCGUCCUCGCCGUCCGCAACAACGGCGGCAACGCGCCGUCGUCGCCUUCGCUCACGCCACCGCCGCCAAAAUCAUCAUCGUCGCCGACAUCUCCGUCUCCCGUUGCUACACCUGCUCCACGCGCGUCGCCGCGGCCGCCCUCGCCACCGAAGUCGUCCUCGUCGCCAACGACCUCGCCUCCUUCCGUUGCUACGACACCUGCUCCGCGUGCGUCGCCUCCACCGCCACCGUCGUCGGGGAAGAACGCUUCAUCUCCGUCGCUGGCGCCGGUGCCCGCGCCCGCGCCUGCUAGCACGAACGGGACGUCGUCGCCACCGUCGCCGUCGUCCGCAGUAGCCUUGAGGGGUGGCGUUCUGGCGUGCCUGAUAAUCGGUGGAGCAGCGAUUCUAGUUUGAUAUUCUUGAUCAUCGUGUGCCCAGGACUUCGAAUUGAUCGAUGUUGGCUAUUAAACUUGAUUACGUUUCGUUAGUUGGGAUGCAGGUUUAGUUUGCUUCU
This is a messenger RNA of Setaria italica (foxtail millet), 1003 nucleotides long. RefSeq names its product early nodulin-like protein 2. The coding region runs from base 133 to 903 and encodes 256 amino acids. Gene Ontology annotation, molecular function: electron transfer activity. The transcript has 2 exons. The record is from RefSeq and is a predicted model, not a curated record. Lineage: Eukaryota; Viridiplantae; Streptophyta; Magnoliopsida; Poales; Poaceae. Gene Ontology annotation, cellular component: plasma membrane.